AGAGUUUUCUUGGACGAUUCGGUUGCCUUUGAUGAAAGCGGUGAAGACAAUCCCUAUAUGUUUCAAGAGAAGAAUAUAUCUGCGCUAUUUACAUCAUAUCGCUUAAAAGCAUGGCAAAUGGCGCGAGAAUCAGGUUUAUCUAUCGAAACAGACUACCGUGAGAUAUU
Molecule: messenger RNA, 167 nt
Organism: Paraglomus occultum
Lineage: Eukaryota; Fungi; Glomeromycota; Glomeromycetes; Paraglomerales; Paraglomeraceae
Source: the annotation of a GenBank genome assembly